Molecule: messenger RNA, 1938 nt
Organism: Anthostomella pinea
Lineage: Eukaryota; Fungi; Ascomycota; Sordariomycetes; Xylariales; Xylariaceae
Source: the annotation of a GenBank genome assembly
AUGCCGCGAUCCAGCUUCUCCGAUAACCCGCUGCUGCGGGUGUCGCGUCCCGUCUCGGCCUGCUCUAGAUGUCGAAGUGCUAAGGUCAAGUGUGAUGGCAAGCUGCCUGCGUGUACAGCCUGUGAGAAGGCUGGAAGAGACACUGAGUGCUCUGCGGCAAACGACCAGUUUGCCAGGGGCAAGGAGCGAAGUUAUGUCGCCGCGCUGGAAUUGCGUGUCGAGAAGCUAGAAAGACGACUGGCAUAUGCGCGCUCCAGAAAGGCAUCAGUUGCUCAACAUGAGACUGAUAAUGCCCUACCCCCUAUACCCGAAUCAGAUCGCAAAGACUCGCUCGCGACCAUCCGAGCUGCGAUACAUCGCAAAGCAGCGCGGAAGCGGGAGAAUUCAGAUGUCAACUCGCUGAUGUCCGACUUUGGUUUCCUGUCCAUCAAUGCUACGACACGGGACUUUGAACCCUCACUGAGCAAUAUGACGUUCGCGCGGCUUGUUCUGGCCGCUGCUUCUAAUGACGCCAUUCCCGAUACGCCGGACUGGAGUAUGCCGUCGCGACAAGAAGCCAUUGCCCUUAUACAGCAUUACAUGACAAACAUCUACUCACUAUUCCCAGCCUUCUCCGAGACAGCUCUAUAUAACGUUCUUGAUCAGGUUUACUCGAUGCAAGACCGACAUAUCAAGGACUAUGACUACUGGCUUCUGUACAUGGUACUGGCCAUUGGGUCUACAGCGCAGAGUCAGGUCAAGAAUGACCAAUACUACAUGAUGGGCCUCGACCUCGUUUCGCGGGCCCUGAAACAUGCCGAUCAGGCUCUCAUGCCCGGUUAUACCACCCAGAUACAGUCACUUAUCCUGCUCACGCAGUAUUCAAUGUUAGACCCUGCCCAUUUCGAUAGUUGGCACCUGAUAGGCUUCACUUGCAGGGCAGUGAUAGACUUGGGUUACCAUCAGGAUCCGCCAAGUGAGCAACUCUCAGAUAAAGGGGUGCUGGACAUGAGGCGCAAGACGUUUUACUGCGUAUACUCACUCGACCGGUCUAUCAGCAUGGUUCACGCACGGGCGUUCGCCUUUACGGACGCCGCGACCAACGUCGCGUGGCCGAGGCCUUCAUCAUUCAGUCGCAAGGCAUCCAUAACCGGCCAAAUUCUGUCCGGAUCCGAGCCCGCCUUUCUACUGUUCCAACUUCGUCGAGCGCAGUCACACUGGUAUCAAGCAUUGUUCCAAUCAGAUCCCACGCCAUUGCAAGACUCUUCGUCCUUCAUCUGGCAAAUGUGCCAGGACAUGAGGGAGUGGGCCGAGGCGCUUCCCAACCACCUGCCAAUCGGGAUGAGGGAGUUGUUCGACCUCGAAGUGCGAUACAGCUUCGUCUACUGCAUCUCGCCAUCGGCGAGGGCUCCCCAGCUCACCGAUUACGGCCGCAUGCUCAUUUUCGAGCACACCAUCGCCUACCUGGACCGCAUAUACCACGUCGCGCACAGCGGCAUGAACACGGCCUUCUACUCGUACCACGACGCACUGCGCGUCUUCUUCAUGGCGAGCCAGUUCAUUGCGGUGCUGCGCGACGCGGAGGACAUGCUCCUCGCCGGCGUGACGGUCGCGCCGCCCUGCGUCGAGCUCGGCCAGGCGCAGCCUCCGCCGCUGCCCCCGCGGCCGGGCGGUCCCGCCGUCGACAACCUUGAGCGGAGUCUCGGCUGUCUGGAGCGCACCUCGCGGACGCUGGCGAAGUAUGGUGAUCGGUGGGCGGACUCGGUGUCGCUGAAGCGCAGCUUUGAUAUCAUCUCCGGCGAGCUGGUGGAGCGUCUGCGCUUGCGGCAGCAGCUGAGACAGAGGGCGUCGCCGCCGCAGCAGAAUAUGCACAGGGAGAUGCGCUGGGUUGACGUCGAUGUCGAGGCCAUGAUGAGGGCGGGUGCUGGCGGUUCUCGAGCCAUCAAGUACGAGCAUUGA